GGAAGCCCAUUGAGCCCAAAAAUUUCCAGAUUUCAUCAUGCCGAGUUGACGCUUCAUUUCCGUUCGGUUUGAUUAUCGGUGAGACGAGACAGAAGGGGAGAGACGAUUGCUCUUAUAACUCUUCAAUCAAUGGCCAGGAGGACAGGUGAAGAAAAGUUAGGAAGGAGAGGCCGAGCGUGCGUCGUGGUUCUUGGAGAUCUCGGCCGUAGUCCUCGUAUGCAAUAUCAUGCUCUUUCUCUUGCUCGUCAGAUGUCUUUGGAGGUUGACAUUGUUGCUUAUGGAGGUUCUGAGCCCCACACUGCUGUUAUUGAACACCUGUCUAUUUAUAUUCACACAAUGACUCCAUGGUCAAUAGCUCCUCGAGGCCUACCAAAGUUGCUUCGUCCUUUACUGCUUGUGCUCAAGGCUUUAAUUCAGUUUUUCAUGCUUCUCUGGUUUCUUUGUGUUAGAAUAUCUUCUCCUGAUAUUUUUUUGGUGCAGAAUCCUCCUUCCAUUCCAACCUUAUUGGCUGUAAAAUUGGCAAGUUCACUGAGAAAGUCUGCAUUUAUUGUUGAUUGGCAUAAUUUUGGAUAUACAUUGCUUGGUUUGUCCCUGGGAAGAAGUAGUCGCUUUGUUUCAAUAUACCACUGGUUUGAGAAGUUUUUUGGCAAGAUGGCAAAUGGUGCUCUGUGUGUAACACAGGCAAUGCAACAUGAAUUGGCUCAAAACUGGGGAAUUAAAGCUACUGUAUUAUAUGAUCAGCCUCCAGAGUUUUUCCAUCCAACAUCGCUUGAGGAGAAGCAUAGGUUGUUUUGUAGACUGGAUAAGAACCUAUGUCAGCCUCGGGGUAUUCAAGAUUGUAUCAAUAAUGGGAUUAGGGGCCCCCACACAGAUGAGACUCUGUUUACACUUCAGUCUGGCACUGAUAUUUUCUUAAAGCCUAACAGGCCAGCUCUUGUUGUAAGCAGUACAAGCUGGACUCCAGAUGAAAAUUUUGGUAUUCUCCUGGAAGCAGCUGUGAUGUAUGAUAGACGUGUUGCUGCAAUACUGAAUGAAGAUGAUUCAACCAAUGAAGAGAUUCUUUGGAAAGAAAUUUCUGAUGAGAAGUCAUGCUUGUUUCCUAGGUUAUUGUUUAUCAUCACUGGCAAAGGACCUGAGAAAGAAAAAUAUGAAGAGAAAAUCAGGAGGUUACGCCUUAAACGUGUGGCAUUUCGUACCAUGUGGCUUUCAGCCGAGGAUUAUCCAUUGCUUCUUGGAUCAGCAGACUUGGGUGUUUGCCUGCAUACGUCAUCAUCAGGGUUAGACCUUCCAAUGAAGGUAGUGGAUAUGUUUGGUUGUGGACUGCCUGUUUGCGCUGUUUCCUACUCUUGCAUUGAAGAACUUGUUAAAGUUGAGAAAAAUGGCCUUCUUUUUUCAUCAUCUUCAGAGCUAGCCGAUGAACUUCUGAUGCUCUUUAAGGGUUUUCCGCAACAAUGUGAUGCUCUGAAGUUGUUGAGGAAUGGUGCAUUGGGAACAGGUUCUUCUUCAAGGUGGGCUACUGAGUGGGAAGAGCAUGCCAAGCCUUUAAUAUCUGAGGUUAUCUCUCAGCAUGUGAUUUGACAUCUGACUUCAGCUAGAACAUGUGAAACACUUUCAAAGGAAAUUUUACGAUAGGAGGUGAUACAAAUACUCGAUACAUGUCAGCAAUUAGAUAAGGAUUAAUAGUUUUGGUCAAUGAUACCAGAACGAUAGCAUAUCGAAAUUUGUAUUUGAUUGUGGUAAAGAAAUUUGGGUACUGACUUCAUGUAUGGAUAUUGAUUCGGAGUCUGGUUCUAAUUUAUAUUUUUUUCUAAUGCCUAUAGAUUGUGAUGAGCGAAAUUGGAAAUGAAAUCAAUGGCUGAAUUUCUUUUUCCGGUGAA
Molecule: messenger RNA, 1877 nt
Organism: Mangifera indica (mango)
Lineage: Eukaryota; Viridiplantae; Streptophyta; Magnoliopsida; Sapindales; Anacardiaceae
Product: UDP-glycosyltransferase TURAN-like
Exons: 17
Coding region: 130-1578 (482 amino acids)
Cellular component (GO): endoplasmic reticulum
Molecular function (GO): mannosyltransferase activity
Source: RefSeq, a predicted model, not a curated record